This is a messenger RNA of Closterium sp. Naga37s-1, 1143 nucleotides long. NCBI's taxonomy places the organism in Eukaryota, Viridiplantae, Streptophyta, Zygnematophyceae, Desmidiales, Closteriaceae. The record is from the annotation of a GenBank genome assembly.
AUGGCGGGUUGCGUCCUCCAAGCCGCUCGUCGCGGCCCGUCGCACCCCCGCUUGCUUGUAGCGUUCGUGUCGGUCCUCGCUGUGCUCUCCGCGGCUCGCAUCGGGCGCCACGCGUGGGGUCACGUCGGCCACGCGUUCACCUGCGCCAUCGCGCAGGCAGCAGCAGCAGUGGCGGCGCUGCUCCCCCCCACAGCCAGGGGCAGCCUCCCUGCGGCUCUUCUGACCAACGAGGCAGCAGCAGCAGUGAAGGCGCUGCUUCCCCCCGUCGCUGAGGGCAGCCUCCCUGCCGUGUGCUCGUGGGCGGACGACAUUUUGCACAGCAAGGGCUGGGAAUGGUCCAUGCCUCUGCACUUCGCUGGUACCCCUGACUUCGCCUGCUCCUAUGAUGAACGCCGUGAGUUGUGCCUCUCCUACUCUUCCAUCCCACCUACUCUUUCAUCCCCAUCUCGUCCCCUUCACUCUCCUCCUCCCCCUACAGGAGAUUGCACCUUUGCCCAUCACCCUGGUGUGUGUGUUGCAAACGCUAUCGUCAACUACACAUCCCAGCUCCUCACUUACUCUCCCCAUUCCUCCGCACAGCCCCAUUCCUCUCGCCAGCGUUCCAUCCCUCCAUCCUCCCUCCAACCCGCCACUCCCUUCAAGCCUGUCACUUUCCCCACCUCCCCUCACCGGCGCAGCCUUCUCAGGGGGGUAGGUGAGGCAGAAUCUGGGGUGCUGGGAAUGGGUGAGGAGGACGGAGAAGCGGAGGAGGGAGAAGGGGAAGAGGGAGAAGGGGAAGAGAGAGAAGGGGAAGUGGGAGAAGGGGAAGAGGAGAUGGUGCGGGUGGUAAGGGGAGUGGUACGGAAUAGUGCGAGGAGUGCUGCUCAUGCCUCGCUUGUUGCUGCAGCUGCGGCGGCUGCUGCUGCUUCUGGUGCUGGUGCUGCUGGUGGUGGUGCUGCUGCUGCUAGUGAGCAGCGAGCAGCACUGUGCGCGGGGUCCAUCAAACAUUACAACCUGACAGAGGCGCUCAUGUUGGGGACAUUCACCAGGGUGCAUGUGACGUGGUCUCCCAAUCCUCUCCCUCUCCCUCCCCCCCCUCCAUGCCUCCACCCAUCUGUCCCACGUGCCCCUGCUUCAGCCGCUGCACGUGGGAUUCACAUCUGA